CUGCCCUCAGUCCCGGCUUGCCCCCUCCCGGCGGCACAUCUGCCCGAUUUACCGCCUUCCUCUCUCCUCUCCCUUCACCUGGCUGCCUCUAGCACCCAGAACACGGAAACAGAAAGAAAUGGCCCUCCGAGAAAGCUGUCACAAAGAAGCUCUGCCGGGAGCCCCUCCUUUAGCUUGGAUUGGAGAGCUUGGCUCGGUCAGGUUGUUCCCAUGUUUAACUGUAGUGCUUCUCCCCGCCUGCUCACAUCCUUCUCUGCUCUGGUCCAGCCUCUCCCUCUGCUCUUCUGAUGGUCUUGGUGACGGUGUUUCAGCAAGAACAAGGCUUCAUUUACGGUUAACCCUGACCUGUCGAGGCCUUCUUCCACAACCAUUUCACGGACAUCUCCCAUGGGCUGGGCGCCGUGAGAAGCGCUCGAGUGACAGCAUUGAACCGGACAGAUUCAGUUGUCCUCCUGGAGACGGGUAAAUUAGAGUUCACAACACACCCUGCAUUUACACAGGAAGUCCCUAGAAAGAGCGGCCUGCCAACUGCCCUUCCCCAGAUCCUGAAUGCACUCCUGGCCAGGUGGAGCAGAGAACAGGUCACUGUACUGGUCAUGCUGAGCUCAUACCCUGAUGGCUGUUCCGUGAGGUCAAGACUGGGUCCCCUCCCUUCUCCCGCUUUACCAAUGCCUGGUCUCAUGGGGUUAGUUUUGAGCGCAACACUAUGGCAUCCUCCUCCUCCCUCCCAGCUCCUCGUUCCCGGUCCAGGAAGCCUCUGGGCAAGAUGGCUGACUGGUUCAGGCAGGCCCUAUCGAAGAAGCCCAAGAAGGUGCCCGUCUCCCCAGAAAGCCCUUCCAGUGACGUGUCACUGCCAAGCUCACAGGACAGCGACCCACCCCCGGGCCUCAGCUCAGUGGUGUCUCCUACCCCACCACCAACACACGUGGGCACCAGCAGCAGUAGCCGCUGGAGCAAGGACUAUGAUGUCUGCGUGUGCCACAGUGAGGAGGACCUGGAGGCUGCCCAGGAGCUGGUCUCCUAUCUGGAGGACAGCACUGCCAGCCUGCGCUGCUUCCUGCAGCUCCGGGAUGCAACUCCAGGCGGCGCCAUUGUGUCUGAGCUGUGCCAGGCACUGAGCAGUAGUCACUGUCGCGUGCUGCUCAUCACCCCAGGCUUCCUCCGGGACCCGUGGUGCAAGUACCAGAUGCUGCAGGCCCUGACUGAGGCCCCAGGGGCAGAGGGCUGCACCAUCCCCCUGCUGUCAGGCCUCACCAGAGCUGCCUACCCUGCCGAGCUCCGAUUCAUGUACUUUGUGGACGGCCGGGGACCUGACCACGGCUUUCGCCAAGUCAAGGAAGCUGUCAUGCGUUAUCUGCAGGCCCUCAGCUAACACUUGUUAUAUCACCAGGGGACCCAAAAAGUUGGAGCAAAGCUGGAAACUGAGUUAGAGAGCCCAGGGCCUGGCAGGGCCGUGGAUUCCAGCAGAUGUGAUGAGGCAUAAAGAGCCAGUGUUUGCAGCACUUUGUAUGUGAUCCUGGGAUCAGAUUGCCCAUCAGGCUUCCAUUACUGUGGGCUCCCAAGAAGGCCAUGGGGAUGCUGGGGACUCCCCCAGGAAGGCCAUGGGGAUGCUGGGGACUCCCCCAGGAAGGUUGUGAGGAAGCUGGGGACUUCCCAGGAAGGUCAUGGGGAAGCCAGAAAUAGGAGGUGGGAGGAGAGGUGCUGAUACCAAGAUGAUCACCAAUGUUUUGCCUCCUGGCUAACUGGACGUGAAGCCUGGUGCAUUCCUGUCUUCUUCCCUGGAAUCGGGCACUGGUGUAGAGAUGCAUUCCUCCUGAAGGGGCGACUCACCUGAUUAAUGAGCUGGAAGCCUCAGCAUGGAUGGUUUUCCCAGUCGAGUAUCGAGUCCUUCACACUCACUCCACUGCCGUUCUCUUUACCAGGGACAUCGUUCACUUCAGAAAGCUACAUGAAGAUGCAUUCAGCACUGUACUCUAUUUAUUUUUAUUACAUGCCUGUCAUUGAAGACUCAAACCCAGAAACCGUUCUGAAUAGGAGAGGGCAGGGAGCAGGUGGGGUGAGAAGGAAAGCUCAGACCCUUCACCUGCCAUCAAAAGCACUCCCACCAAAGCUUUGACACGUGGGGACCUCGUCAGGGGUCUGGCUGGAGCUCAUGCUUUACCUCUGCUCUGAGACGGAUCAGCAUUUUUCUUCUGGCAGAUGACUGGGCCCUUUGUAGGACAGGCAAGGUUUCAUUCAUCUCUUCUCAAUAAAAGUUUGUUGUUGAACCGAAA
This is a messenger RNA of Diceros bicornis minor, 2273 nucleotides long. It is a transcript of the gene TIRAP, whose product is annotated as TIR domain containing adaptor protein. Gene Ontology annotation, biological process: signal transduction. The transcript is spliced from 5 exons. The coding region runs from base 707 to 1372 and encodes 221 amino acids. Lineage: Eukaryota; Metazoa; Chordata; Mammalia; Perissodactyla; Rhinocerotidae. The record is from RefSeq and is a predicted model, not a curated record.